Messenger RNA from Eremothecium cymbalariae DBVPG#7215, 999 nucleotides. It is a transcript of the gene CST9, whose product is annotated as SUMO ligase CST9. Gene Ontology annotation, molecular function: SUMO transferase activity. The transcript has a single exon. Lineage: Eukaryota; Fungi; Ascomycota; Saccharomycetes; Saccharomycetales; Saccharomycetaceae. Bases 1 to 999 code for a protein of 332 amino acids. Gene Ontology annotation, biological process: reciprocal meiotic recombination; homologous chromosome pairing at meiosis; protein sumoylation. Gene Ontology annotation, cellular component: synaptonemal complex. The record is from RefSeq and is a predicted model, not a curated record.
AUGGAUUUGAAUCAGCCAUUUGUUCACUGUAGUAGGUGUAAUUUGCCGUACGAUAGAAAUGUUGUGUUUUCGCUUACGUCGUGUGCACAUAUCCUAUGUGAGAAACAUAUACCAGGAAGUGGCAAGCCUAUGAGAUGUCCAGUAUGCCAGAAAGAUAAUAUAAGUGUGCUUAAGCUGUCUAGCGAUCCUCAUGUAAACAGCAAGUUUCCUGCGGAGGUACAGAACUUCUUUAUACCUUUCACAAGACACUUGGAGCCAUUAUAUUCUAUUGCGCAGUUCCAAUGGGAUGCUUUGUCCGAACAGUGUGAGUACUACAAGUCAAUAAGCUACAAGCUUCAAGAGAAGUGCAACAGACAACGACAAUUACUAUACAAUGCGAGGGAGGAACUGGAACAGUUGUCAGAAUUGAAGGAGAGGGUCAAACAAUUGGAGGGCAUGCACGAAGUAUCGCCAUGUGGUCAUUCACGGCAGCAGCAGCGGAUUGUGCAACGGGGCCCAGCUGCUGUGCCAAAUAGGCCUGAAACGAUAGAUCUCACGGACAGCGAACAGGUCUCCUUCAUAAGUAAAUUGAAGGACAACAACAGACUACGUAACAAGAAUAUGUCCAGCACAAGCAUCAUCGCAGAAUCAACUUCACUACAACCCUUCACGCCAGAAAGUCAGCAUCGCAUACAGCGAACCAUUGCCAAGGCCCGAAAUGGGCUAUUCACACCCACAAAGUUCCAAGCUCUGACUCCAAGUAGUAAGAGUUGCAGUGACAGCAGCAACAUUAACGAAGACACAGCCACUACUACAAUGCCGCCUGUUUUUGACGCUCCAAGAUCGAAUCAUAUGACCGACUCACUCCCGCCUGCUAUAGAGAGACUCAAGUUGAAAAGAAGCAACACGUCUACCGUAUCAUCAAGAGGAAUAUUCUCAAAUAUGCGAAUUGGCUUUAGUGCAACAAGUCUCGCAUCCCCUUCCUCAAAAUCAUCCUCCAAAUUUCGAAGGGUCCGCUGA